UAGUCGGCCCUACCGAGCCGUAAUGUUCUUCACCCUGGGAGAAGUUUAGGAUUUUGGUUUCAUGUAAGGCAACAGAAGUGAAAGGCCAUGCCCGCCGGCAUGAUAAAGUGAUCCCAUAAGCCCUCGGCAAUCCCGAAUCUAGCCUUUUAUGCCUGGCUGCAUCCUCGGGGUCGAACCGAGGUCGCCGUUAGGCUUCUUGGGCGGUGGAGGAAAGAACUUCGAUCGUUAUACGUCGGUAUUCCUACUAUUUUAAAUCACACCGUUUCAUCGAACUCGAUCGCGCUUAUUAGGUUUUCGAAUUGCUUACAGAAUUCCAGUUGACAUAUUUCGAGACAGGCCUUUAUUGCUAUCAUUUGUGGGAUAUACUUUUGGAAUUGGUAAAUUUGAGAAAACCGAGACCCUAGCAAAGGCCAAGCUUUUUUGUUGGAAAGAUGACAGAAUUCGUUGAUCUUGAGGCGCAGGAUGGUGUUAGAAUGACCUGGAAUGUAUUUCCUGGCACGAAGCAAGAGGCAAGCAGCUGCGUCAUACCUGCAGCUGCCAUUUAUACUCCGCUGAGGCCGAUCCCAAAUGUUCCUGUACUUCCAUAUGCUGCUCUCCGUUGCCGGAUCUGCCGCUCCAUUCUCAACCCUUUCUCCAUAGUUGACUACGCUGCCAAAAUUUGGAUAUGCCCGUUUUGCUUCCAGAGAAACCAUUUCCCUCAACACUAUGCAUCCAUAUCUGAGGAUAAUCUUCCCGCUGAGCUUUUUCCACAGUACACAACAAUCGAGUAUGAGUCCACACACGAUGCAGGUCCUGCAGUGCCUCCAGUUUUUUUAUUUGUCGUUGACACUUGUAUGCUUGAGGAGGAGCUUGGGUACUUGAAAUCCGCUCUUGCACAGGCCAUUGAGUUGCUGCCAGAGAAAUCACUUGUUGGUCUUAUCACCUUUGGAAAUUAUGUGCAGGUUCAUGAGUUAGGGUUUGGGCAAAUGCCAAAGUCAUAUGUAUUUAAGGGAUUGAAGGAGAUUAGUAAGGAUGAAAUUCUUGAUCAGAUGAACUUCUUUGCUGGUAAGCCAAAGCCAGCGGUGGGAGUGAUUGCUGGCGCCAGAGAUGGACUCUCAGCUGAAAGCAUUGCGAGGUUUCUUUUGCCUGCUUCAGAGUGUGAAUUUGUACUUAAUUCAGUUUUGGAGGAACUUCAAAAAGAUCCUUGGCCAGUUCCUGCAGAUCAACGGGCAACAAGGUGUACAAGUGCAGCCUUAAGUGUAGCAGCAAGUUUAUUAGGGGUUUGUGUUCCUGGUUCUGGUGCAAGAAUUAUGGCUUUUGUUGGUGGUCCAUCAACAGAGGGACCUGGCAUGAUUGUUUCAAAGAAUUUAUCUGAGCCAAUUCGUUCCCACAAGGACUUAGAUAAAGGUGGUGCUCCACUUUACAGCAAAGCAGUAAAAUUCUAUGAGGGGCUUUCAAAGCAACUUGUUCAUCAAGGGCAUGUGCUAGAUUUGUUUGCUUGUGCGCUUGACCAGGUGGGGGUUGCGGAACUUAAAGUUGCUGUUGAAAGAAGUGGUGGAAUAGUUGUGCUUGCAGAGAGUUUUGGUCAUUCUGUUUUUAAAGAUUCAUUGAAGCGGAUUUUUCAGGCAAAUGACAAUGAUCUUGGAUUAUCAUUCAAUGGUGUUUUUGAAGUUAAUUGCUCAAAAGAUGUAAAAAUUCAAGGCGUUCUUGGUCCCUGUGCUUCACUUGAGAAGAAAGGUCCUUUAUGCUCUGAAACAGUGGUCGGUCAGGGAAACACAAGUGCCUGGAAAAUGUGUGGCCUUGACAAAAAAACAUGUUUAUGCAUAAUAUUUGACAUAGCAAGGAAAGAUGGGCCUGAUGCAGUUGGGCAAUCCACAAACAGCCAAUUCUACUUUCAGUUCUUAACAUAUUACCAGCAUCAUAAUGGCCGUAUGAGGUUACGCACUACUACUCUCUCGAGAAGAUGGAUUGCUGGUUCUGGCAGUAUUCAGGAUUUGGUGGCUGGAUUUGAUCAAGAAACCGCUGCAGCAGUCAUGGCACGGCUUGUUUCUUUUAAAAUGGAAACAGAGGCUGAUUUUGACCCUAUUAGAUGGCUGGAUAGGUCUUUGAUUCGCCUGUGUUCCAAAUUUGGAGACUAUCAGAAAGAUAGCCCAUCUUCUUUCAGCCUAUCUCCACGCAUCUCAAUAUUCCCUCAAUUUAUGUUUAAUCUGAGAAGGUCUCAGUUUGUCCAGGUUUUCAAUAACAGUCCAGAUGAAACUGCUUAUUAUAGAAUGAUCCUGAAUAGAGAGAGUGUAUCCAACUCUGUUGUGAUGAUUCAGCCCUCUUUGAUAUCCUACUCCUUUCAUUCUGCUCCUGAACCAGUUCUAUUGGAUGUAACGGCCAUUGCUGCUGAUAGGAUUCUACUUUUGGAUGCAUAUUUCACUGUUGUAGUUUUCCAUGGAACGAGCAUUGCACAAUGGCGAAUUGCUGGCUACCACAAUCAAGCAGGACAUGAGACAUUUGCUCAAUUGUUGGAAGCACCUCGUGAUGAUGCUGAUGGGAUAAUUAAAGAACGGUUUCCUGUUCCCCGUUUAGUCAUUUGCGAUCAAUAUGGCUCACAGGCUCGAUUCCUACUGGCUAAACUCAACCCUUCAGUCACGUAUAAUUCCGAUACUCAACUCGCAUCUGGUGGAGAUGUCAUAUUCACGGACGACGUUAGUUUUGAGGUCUUCCUCAACCAUCUUCAAAGGCUUGCUGUUCAGUAAAUGUUUCUUUUUGUAUAGGUUGAGGUUGAGCCAAUAAGCGAUGGCCUCCGUCCCCAGGAAUUAUUUACAUUAUUAAAUCUCUUUUACACUGAGGAAUUCUUGAGAAAAAAUUGUCAUUUUGAUUUCGUUGUGAGUACUAGGAGAACUUGCAUAUUGCAUUUGCUUUUCACGCUUCCUGCCUGGAUUCUGUAGUUAUUUUGCUUAUGUAAAGGUUGCAGGUCAACAUUAUAAAAUGUAUUUAAUUAAAUGCGUAUGUAAAUCUAUGCAAACUCUAUUUUUUUAGUGGUAUUAGUGGUGUAAUUUGAUGAAUGGCA
Messenger RNA from Phalaenopsis equestris, 3037 nucleotides. RefSeq names its product protein transport protein SEC23-like. The coding region runs from base 432 to 2723 and encodes 763 amino acids. Gene Ontology annotation, molecular function: zinc ion binding; GTPase activator activity. The record is from RefSeq and is a predicted model, not a curated record. Gene Ontology annotation, cellular component: endoplasmic reticulum exit site; COPII vesicle coat. NCBI's taxonomy places the organism in Eukaryota, Viridiplantae, Streptophyta, Magnoliopsida, Asparagales, Orchidaceae. The transcript has 14 exons. Gene Ontology annotation, biological process: COPII-coated vesicle cargo loading; intracellular protein transport; endoplasmic reticulum to Golgi vesicle-mediated transport.